GUCGCUAAACUGGAGAUUAGCCGGCUGACGUGGAAGGGCUUCAUCUCUCUGGUGUCUACCCUGCUGGAGAUUGACAAUAAAAUUGACGUGUCUCCCUCGGGCAAUCUGCUGCUACAGCUCGGUCAUGUGAAAGGAGUGCAUGUUCGACGCUGCAAGACGGUGGUUGUAAGCAAUCCCAACUGUCAGGCACAACGGAACGUCAAGUUGCUGUGUCCCUUCACCUGCGAACACCUCAAUGCCAGUCUCUAUCAGAGGGUGAGUCUGAACACGGCGGCUGAAAACAACCUUUCUGUUUAUUUUUGGGGGUCCUCGUCGGUGGAAUAA
This is a messenger RNA of Dibothriocephalus latus, 324 nucleotides long. The record is from the annotation of a GenBank genome assembly. Lineage: Eukaryota; Metazoa; Platyhelminthes; Cestoda; Diphyllobothriidea; Diphyllobothriidae.